CUGUGAGAUUCGGCGAACUGCGGCACGAGCGGCGCGGCGUCGUCCGGCAGCAGAAAGGGGAAUGUAGCGGGAAGCGUGUGUGUGUGUGUGUGUGUGUGUGUGUGUGUGUGUGUGUGUGUGUGUGUGUGUGUGUGUGUGUGUGUGUGUGUGUGUGUGUGCGUGUGCGUGUGUGUGUGCGUGUAUGUGUGUGGGGGGGAGAUCGGAGGAGGAGACGCUGCUGCGUCGGUUAGACGUUCAGAUGAGAGGGGAGCUUUUCUGCCGAGAUCGUGACGGAUUUUCGUCGUCGGAAUGGGCAAUGGGAUGUGCUUCAGCGUUGCAAUGAGACGUCUAUGCUUCUGUGUCUUGCUUGUGAGCAUCACCUGCCGUCUGAGUCUCUCCCAGGAUUUAGCCGGAACCCCCAAACAGGCGGAGAUAAAUGACAACAUCACCAUCUUCACCCGCAUCCUGGACGGACUGCUGGACGGUUACGACAACAGACUCCGGCCCGGUCUGGGAGAGAAGGUGACGGAGAUCAAAACCAACAUCUUUGUCACAAGCUUCGGUCCGGUCUCCGACACGGAAAUGGAAUACACCAUCGACGUUUUCUUCCGUCAAAGCUGGAAAGACGAAAGGCUUUGCUUCAAAGGCCCGAUGGAGAUGCUGGCCCUGAACAACCUGCUGGCCAGCAACAUCUGGACCCCCGACACGUUUUUCCUCAACGGAAAAAAGUCCAUUGCGCACAACAUGACCACGCCCAACAAGCUGCUGCGGCUGAAAGACGACGGGACGCUCCUCUACACCAUGAGGCUCACCAUCUCAGCAGAAUGCCCCAUGCAGCUGGAAGAUUUCCCCAUGGAUGCCCACGCCUGUCCCCUUAAGUUUGGAAGCUAUGCCUACCCCGUCUCAGAAGUGAUCUACAAGUGGACCGAGGACGCAGCCAAGUCUGUGGUGGUGGCAGAGGAAGGCUCGAGGCUCAACCAGUACCACCUGAUCGGCCAGACGGCGGGAACGGAGGAGAUCUACACCAGUCGGGGCGAGUACACGGUGAUGAUGGCCCACUUUUACCUGAAGAGGAAGAUCGGCUACUUCGUCAUCCAGACCUACAUGCCGUGCUUCAUGACUGUCAUCCUGUCCCAGGUUUCUUUCUGGCUCAACCGAGAGUCUGUGCCAGCAAGAACCGUCUUUGGUGUGACCACGGUCCUCACCAUGACCACUCUCAGCAUCAGCGCUCGAAACUCCCUGCCCAAAGUGGCCUAUGCCACCGCCAUGGACUGGUUCAUUGCAGUGUGCUAUGCCUUCGUCUUCUCAGCCCUCAUUGAAUUUGCCACAGUAAAUUAUUUCACCAAAAGGAGCUGGGCCUGGGACGGGAAAAAAGCGAUGGAGGCCCAACAGCCCAAGAAAAAAGACCCACUGGCGUUGUCCAUGAAGCCCAACAACACUUGCUCCGCUGGUGUGAACUACACAGCCAACCUCACCAAGGACGCGUCCAUUUCCACCAUUUCAAACAGCACAACUAUUCAGCUCAAACCGUCUGAAAGCAAGGCCCCGGACCCCAAAAAGACUUACAACAGCGUGAGCAAGAUCGACAAGAUGUCCAGGAUUGUGUUCCCCGUGCUUUUUGGGACCUUCAACCUGGUGUACUGGGCCACGUACCUCAACAGGGAGCCGGUGAUUAAAGGAGCUGAGUGAGUUCUAGACUGAAGGCCAGCGAUGACGAGAACUCAAUCAACAAAUGCCAAGCACUUUGUCCUUGUACCAUAAUUGUUGUUCUUUUAAGAUAUUUACAAGUUAUUGCAUGUGUGUUGCUUCGGGUAAGUGCUGCCAUGUUUGCCUUGAGUUAGUUCAUGUAUGAUUACCGACCUAAAAGAUUAACUUAUGAUUGCUCACUCAGAACUUGGUUGUACUUAAUAUAUAUAUAUAUAUAUUUUAUUUUUUAUUUUGAGCAUUUGGCAUUUUGUAUUCUGUCGUUUAGUUUUCAGUUGGAAAUGGAAAAGCAAGGCCAAAUGCUAUGCAAAGUAAACAAUUUGUACUGUAUCAUUCAAAACCGCUUUUUAUCUUUGUAAAGUCUUUGUACAGUAAAUGUUAACCUUGAGGUCCACGAAUGUGAAACAGGACCAAGGCAAAUGUAACUUUGCUUUCUUGUUAAAAGCAGCCGAAUAGCCAUGCUGAAUGUGUUGCCUUCAGAGUGCGAUAACUCCUUAUGAAUGCACUGAACUCUGCACUCCUGCAACAACCUUACUCUGAAACCCGGUUCAGAAAGUUCAUUUAGUGGACUCGUUCACGUUUUUUUUUUUUGUUAUUGUUGUUGUUGUUUAUUUGUUCUUACUUUAGAUUUACGGUGGCUUGUCCUCGAUUGAGUUUAAUCAGUCUGAGUUUUUGUUCAAGCGGGAAACGUUUUGAAAGUGGUGUGUUUCUAAACUAUGAGGUUAAACCGUGUACAUAAGUAGGUACGGGAGUAGCUUAAGAAAGUUGUAUAUUUGCCCUGCUUUUAGAAAAGCACCACUCGCCCGGUAAAGUUUGCACUUAUAUCGAUGUAAUGCUUACACAACAGCAUUGUUAGUUGCUAGUUUUAGUGCUCAAUAAGAGAAUGAGUCAAGUAGUUUAAACCCUGGCAAGUUAAAAAGGUUUUAUGCUUAGGAAAACAUUCAGGUUUUUUUUUUCAUAGAUAUAAGUUUGUUUUUUUGGUCUUUUUUAAAAGCUAGCAUACUUGACGAUUAAAAGCUAGCAUACUUGACAAUUAGCCUUGAGGAAAAAAAAUAAAUAAAUGAAAAUAUCUUGUUUUGGCAUGAAAAUAAGACGGACAUAUGCUGGCUGGAGAAAAGCGUCACGACCACACCAAUUCAUAUCACCAGGGUUCAAAUAGAAAUAUUUAACAAUAUUAAUUAAAAAAAAACAACAAAGCAACAAAAAAAACAGCUAUUGCCUGAUGUCUUUAGCUUUGUUUAGCUUAGCUUAGCCCUAGUUAACAUAAAGACAAGAGAAUGGGGAAAAACAACCAGCCUGCUGUUGCUUCAUUUUAUUCCAUUCAUGUGUCACGUUUUUUUUUAUUUUUUUUAUUGAAGUUACAUGAAAAGACUUUGAAGUAAAGUUUAGUUCACGUGACCCACAAACACAAACUGUUAGCUUGAUCGUAAGCUAGCUCGUACUAGAUGCUAGUUGGUUGCAUUUUAACAGUUUUGGAGGGGAUUGGCACGUUGAGGGCAUGUCUCAGUACUUCUGGCAAUGUAAUAAAUUUAAGAUUUUUGACACCUUGAAAACCUCAAUUGUUCAUUUUGGAGUUUUGUUUUCAUGUUUGUGUACUUUCAGACAAUUAAAUGCAGCCACGCUUUCUUUAUUUCAUUUUAAACUAAGCCUCUUCACUCCACAGCCGCAGUCGACAUUUUGAGUGGCCACGAUGUUUUCAUUCAGUCUAUUUAAAAACGAAGCUACAUUUAUUGUACCCAUAUUCCUUUUUUUCUAAAACGGGAAAUCACUUUAACAGAACAAUGGAAUGUAAUGGUUCUUUCACCCAUAUCUCAGAAAAUACAAACGUUAUUUUUAGCUGAAUUUGCUUAAAUGUCCGAACUUUAUCAAGCGACCUAAUGCCCGCUUUACAACCGUUUUGUUUUUUCUUUGUUUUUUUUUUAGAAAUAUUGUAUUGACAUUGAAGUAAACAGAAACUGUCUGUGCUUUAACAGCAAAUACCUGAAGCAAUAAAUAACGCUGAAGUGAAUGACAUUUUUUUGUGUGUGUUCAUGCUAAAACUGUCAACAUUUUACAUGUAUUUAAUUAGGUUUUCAUCAAUCCGCCAGUCGUCUUUUUUAAUAAAAGCAUUGCUAUAGAUUUUUUUUUUAAUCCCAUUUUUCAUGUGACAAAUGUCAAGGCCUGUGCUAAUGUCAAAAACGUGCACUUUGUUCUGUAUCUGACUCCAAUAAAGCUUCACUCGCACCGUC
Poeciliopsis prolifica (blackstripe livebearer) is the source of this 3911-nucleotide messenger RNA. RefSeq names its product gamma-aminobutyric acid type A receptor subunit alpha5 (gene gabra5). The coding region runs from base 289 to 1668 and encodes 459 amino acids. Gene Ontology annotation, cellular component: synapse; neuron projection; GABA-A receptor complex. NCBI's taxonomy places the organism in Eukaryota, Metazoa, Chordata, Actinopteri, Cyprinodontiformes, Poeciliidae. Gene Ontology annotation, molecular function: GABA-gated chloride ion channel activity; benzodiazepine receptor activity; GABA-A receptor activity. Gene Ontology annotation, biological process: synaptic transmission, GABAergic; nervous system process; monoatomic ion transmembrane transport. The record is from RefSeq and is a predicted model, not a curated record. The transcript has 10 exons.